Molecule: messenger RNA, 1206 nt
Organism: Ramularia collo-cygni
Lineage: Eukaryota; Fungi; Ascomycota; Dothideomycetes; Mycosphaerellales; Mycosphaerellaceae
Product: related to mitochondrial FAD carrier protein
Exons: 1
Coding region: 1-1206 (401 amino acids)
Biological process (GO): pyrimidine nucleotide import into mitochondrion
Cellular component (GO): mitochondrion
Molecular function (GO): pyrimidine nucleotide transmembrane transporter activity
Source: RefSeq, a predicted model, not a curated record
AUGCCUUUGUCAACCCCAUCCCCACCUAUUACCACCACCACUACCGCCGAUAAAUCCAUAAUCAGCCAACAUUUUCCCGCCUUUUCAAUAUGGACCGCCAACCACCUCACUGCCCCGGGCAUCAAUUCCCUGUCCGGAGCAGCUGCCGGCAUCAUCAGCGGUGUCGCGACCUGCCCGUUGGAUGUAAUCAAGACGAAGCUCCAAAAUCAGACGCAGGCAUACAAUGACAUUCCCAAGCCCAUGCGCCCUCCACAGCUCUACAAGGGAUUGGUGGGCACGGCCAAGGUCAUCUACCGAUCCGAAGGCCUCUCCGGCUUCUAUCGCGGCGUCAAGCCCAUGGUGCUCGGCUACAUUCCCACCUGGGCCAUUUACAUGCCGGUAUACGACACUACCCGUCAAUUUCUCUAUAAUCACGGAUACGGCGAGCAAGAACGAGACAAAUGGUUCGCGCGCCUCUACGCAUCCGUCACCGCCGGGUUCUGCGGAAAUAUUGCUACCAGUCCCAUCUGGGUCAUCAAAACCCGUCUCAUGUCCAUGAACCCUCCCACUUCCGCCGAACAAGGACCAAAGAACCCACAUCGAUCGUCCUACCACUACACCGGCACCCUCGAUGCUGCUCGACAAAUGUACCGAGAAGGCGGCCUUCGAGUCUUUUACUCCGGCCUUGUACCCGGAUUACUCGGUCUCUCUCACGUUGCCAUUCAAUUCCCCCUGUAUGAAUACUUCAAACGAGAAUUCACCGGCUCGGAAAUGGGUGCCACCGCCAUUCCCGCUAACUCGUCAGAUGCCGCCUCGAGCACCUUCGGCAUCCUGGCCGCGGGAUUCAUUUCCAAACUUUUCGCCACAACAGCCACCUACCCACAUGAAGUUCUUCGAACUCGCCAACAGACACAACUUCGUAAUGCACUGGUCGAAGAGAGUCAAAACUUGGCUUACUCCAACCACAGCCAGACAAUCUCCACGGCGAAACGGAUAGGCAGUACAGAUGGCAUGGUGUUUCAACCGAAAUACACCGGCAUCGUCAACACGUUCAAACUUAUCCUUAAGGAAGAAGGGUGGAGGGCGUUUUAYAACGGAAUGGGAACGAACAUGAUUCGCGCAAUUCCCGCUGCUAUGACGACGAUGCUGGCGUAUGAAACGAUCAAGACGUACGUGGUGCAGGUCCAGGAGGAGGGAAAAGAGUUGCAGAAGGAGAGAGGAGUUUGA